ACAGCUUUGCAUCUCUUGGUACAAGCUGCUUUGGGAAUAUUCUCUUCCCUUUCUUAAUGAAAUUUUUGACAUAUUGAAAUCUCGACGAGCAAUCGGAUUUCUGUUCAUCCCCCAGGCUUCAUCUCUCUGGAUCAUACCGGCUAAGGCUGGUCUGGGUUCUUGGCGGUAAACAGCCUUCUCGGGUAGCUAGGUAGCUCCUUUGCAGCUGUUCCCCUCAGUCACAACAUCGUCAUAUACACUAGUCGACCGGUCUUUCUGUUCAAACCAAACUACCGACCACAACACCAAGAAUCAAGCUCCAGCACACUCGUCAACAUGGGCAGCGUUGAAGACGAGACGGCCCUUCCUUCGGGCGGCCGACUUUUGCUCAUCUCAAAUCGCCUGCCCAUCACCAUCAAGCGCUCAGAUGAUGGCCAAUACAGCUUCUCCAUGUCCUCUGGUGGUCUGGUCACCGGCCUGAGUGGUCUCGCCAAAACCACGAGCUUUCAAUGGUACGGAUGGCCGGGUCUCGAAGUCCCAGACGCCGAGGCCGGCCCUGUCGUGCAGAGGCUGAAGAAUGAAUACGGCGCCCACCCGGUGUUUGUGGACGACGAGCUCGCCGACAGGCACUACAACGGGUUUGCCAACUCGAUCCUCUGGCCACUUUUCCACUACCACCCUGGAGAGAUCACUUUUGACGAAUCGGCGUGGUCUGCCUAUAAGGAGGUUAACAGGCUGUUCGCCCAGACAGUCGUCAAGGAUGUGCAGGAUGGCGACAUGAUUUGGGUCCACGACUACCACCUGAUGCUGCUUCCUGAGAUGCUGCGCGAGGAGAUAGGGGACUCGAAGAAGAACGUCAAAAUUGGAUUCUUCCUCCACACGCCCUUCCCCUCAUCCGAGAUAUACAGAAUCCUGCCAGUUCGCCAGGCCCUGCUCCAGGGUGUGCUGCACUGCGACUUGCUUGGGUUCCACACAUAUGAUUACGCACGGCAUUUCCUGAGCUCAUGCUCACGUAUCUUGUCUGCGCCAACAACCCCCAACGGCGUCCAAUUCGCCGGUCGGUUUGUCACAGUCGGCGCCUUCCCCAUCGGAAUUGACCCGGAGAAGUUUGUCGAGGGUCUCCAAAAACCCAAAGUCCAGCAGCGAAUUGCGGCUCUCACUCGCAAGUUCGAGGGCGUGAAGCUCAUCGUAGGUGUCGACAGGCUUGACUACAUCAAGGGCGUGCCGCAGAAGCUGCACGCGCUCGAGGUCUUCCUGACGGAGCACCCAGAGUGGAUCGGCAAGAUCGUGCUCGUGCAGGUAGCGGUGCCUUCGCGACAGGACGUCGAGGAGUACCAGAACCUGCGCGCCGUGGUCAACGAGCUGGUUGGGCGUAUCAACGGCAAAUUCGGCACCAUCGAGUUCAUGCCCAUCCACUUCCUUCACCAGUCGGUCAGCUUCGACGAGCUCGCCGCCCUGUAUGCCGUUUCGGACGUGUGCCUGGUCAGCAGCACGCGCGACGGCAUGAACCUCGUCAGCUACGAGUACAUUGCCACCCAGCGCGACCGCCAUGGUGUCAUGAUCCUGUCCGAGUUCACCGGCGCUGCGCAGUCGCUGUCUGGCUCGCUUAUCGUCAACCCCUGGAACACGGAAGAGCUGGCCAACGCCAUCCACGACGCCGUCACCAUGGGCCCCGAGCAGCGCGAGGCCAACUUCAAGAAGCUUGAGAGGUACGUCUUCAAGUACACCAGCGCAUGGUGGGGCUCCAGCUUCGUCGCCGAGCUCAAUAGGCUUGCAGCCGGGAUUGAAGGUGCGGAUGCGGAAGGCUCAAAGACCAAGAUCGCCAUCAGGGGCGUUGGCGAUGCCGUUGCCGACGGCGCCGGCAAGGUUGCAGACGCCGUCUCGUCAGUCUUGCCGGGUGGCGACAACAAGACGGAGGGAAACUGAGGCUUGACGGGGUAACAUAAUGACUUUGUUUUAUAAUGACUUGUGAUUUUGUCUCUUAUUUACUAUUUCAUCUGCCUAUUUGCGUGCCAGUGACGGUCUCUCUUUCAUAAACAGGUUGUGCCUUUCCGAGAUGCCACCGAGGCAAAAUACACAAAUAGCAAACGAAAGUAGGCGUAGCAGGAAUAGAUUUCGAAUUGAAAUUCUCCAUGCACCUGAGAAUUGAUAACAGAGUAUAUUUCAGCUAUUGUAAUGCAUCC
Messenger RNA from Pyricularia oryzae 70-15, 2162 nucleotides. RefSeq names its product alpha,alpha-trehalose-phosphate synthase 1. Gene Ontology annotation, biological process: trehalose biosynthetic process; cellular response to heat. The record is from RefSeq and is a predicted model, not a curated record. NCBI's taxonomy places the organism in Eukaryota, Fungi, Ascomycota, Sordariomycetes, Magnaporthales, Pyriculariaceae. Gene Ontology annotation, molecular function: alpha,alpha-trehalose-phosphate synthase (UDP-forming) activity. Gene Ontology annotation, cellular component: cytosol; alpha,alpha-trehalose-phosphate synthase complex (UDP-forming). The transcript is spliced from 4 exons. The coding region runs from base 316 to 1905 and encodes 529 amino acids.